Messenger RNA from Penicillium odoratum, 1269 nucleotides. RefSeq names its product fungal specific transcription factor domain-containing protein. The record is from RefSeq and is a predicted model, not a curated record. The transcript has a single exon. Lineage: Eukaryota; Fungi; Ascomycota; Eurotiomycetes; Eurotiales; Aspergillaceae. The coding region runs from base 1 to 1269 and encodes 422 amino acids.
AUGGCAGGGAGCGUAACUUGUGCCACUGAGACACGUCUGGCAGAAUGGGGGUUUUCUAAAAGAGAAGUGACGAGUCUGUCAGAACAAUGGUAUAAAGCGACAAUUUCAUGUCUGAAUGAGGCUGAGUAUACAUCAAACCCCGAUAUGUACUCUAUUCAUGCUCUUGCAACGUUGAGCAUGUCCGCGCAUCCUCUAGGCCACUCCCAAGAGCUGUCAGUACUGUUAGGCGCUGCCUUGAAGAUUGCCCAGCGUUUAGGGGUUCAUCGCCUUCAUCAUGACCCGGCCCUGGAAAACAUCUCCGGCAACUCAAAAGAAGAGCAAAGGCAUAAGCUACUGAAGCGCGAAAUUGGUCGAAGGCUUUGGUCUUUUCUCUGCAUCAAUGAUUGGAUGUCUCUUCCAUUUACCGAUUCCCACUAUAUCAACCCGCUUCAUUUUACGACCAUCAAGCCCUCAAGCCGAAACCACUUAACAAUGGAUCCUAUAACACCCACUUUCCCGACAUAUACAAGCUACGGAAACUAUCUUUAUGAAAUUGCAAAGCUCAUGGUCAACCAUCACGAUGCCAUGCUUCAAGCAACAACGCAGUUUACGUUGUAUGAGACUGUCAUGCAGUAUGACUCACGAAUUCGCACACUAGCGACACAAGGAAUACCACGAUAUUUUCACGUAGUAGAGCCGAUUGACCCAGCCUGGCCUCCGUGGAUAAUCUGGGCAAGGAAGAGUUUAACAAUAUGUUUCGCGCACAAGAUCAUCAUGAUCCACCGUGCCUUUAUCAGAAAAAGCUUCACAGAUCCGGCGUACGCUGUCACGCGCCGCACCUGUUUAGCGGCCUCUAAGACAAUUUUAAAUGAAGCCAAACAUAAGGGUGUCGAUGGCCCUAUUAUCUGGGUUGACAAAGCCUUUUGCGUCGCUGCUGGUGUCAUCUUGUGCCUUGAUAUCUUUCAUCGGUCGGAAACCGAAGUCGAGUUCCGGACACACCGUGAUCUGGUGACAAACUGUAUAUCGAUGCUUCAGAAAUUCGAAACCAGUGCCAUCGCUGUUCGAGGGGUGAUUAUAUUGUCUGCUCUAAUUGAGGAGAGAGAGAGGCUGGCCUCGAAAAUGAUAUGGCCACCACAGAGUACCUACAUUUCCGACAUUAUUGAAUCUCUGGGCACAGUGCGAGACUCACUGUACGCUGUGUCUUCUGAGGCUGCAAAUGCACUUCCGGAGCUUUUACCUCCACAAGCUGGCUUCUCCAAUCGCUUUUUGUUUGAGGACCUUUUGCAAUAA